UUUGAUUAAGAGAAAGUUUUUCUUCAGCUCAAGGGACACGAAUAUUCCCUUCUUGAUAGUAACGCUUCUAAAAGAGUCCAAUUUGGGGAGACGGGGCGAUCUCUGAUAUGGAUCAAGUGCCAUCUGUGCCCAAUUUACUCUCGGGUCGUGGAUUAUUGAAUUGAAUGAUAUGGGUGAUUAUCGACAAAUGCUUUGAGCGCAUUAGGUGGUCGUGUGAAACACUAAUAGUGUUUGUGUCACGUGUCUGGCUGAGAGACUACUGGGGGGACAGACGCUUUAAAGACCGCGCUCCGGUCAUCUCAUUCACGCUGCAAGACUGAUAGACAGAAGCAGAGGAGUCCAAACUCCGAGGGAUCAUCACCACUGAUCCGGUCUGAUGAAGCUCGAAGACAAGAAGUAGGCUAAACUAUGAGAAGUUCCUCUCCACACGCGUAAUUACGCACGUCAGCCCUUUCCCCUUAUUUAAAGGUGUUUCUCGAUAAAGGAUGCUGGACCCCAAGGACUGUGGAGUGACAAUGACGUCCAGCCAUAAGAUUUCCUUUUCUAUAAUUGAUAUAUUGGAUCCGAAGAAAUUCAACAGCAAAAGGGUAAAUGAACUUUCGAUCAUCGCGGAGAAGUUUCCUGUGCCAAAUGCAGAGGGAACAAGUCUGGACUCGGACAGCACCGCAGGCGGAGACUUCAGAGUUGAGCGCACGGAAUCAGGGGAGGAGACAGGAUAUGAACCCUCCGCAGCCUCCAGGCAUCAUGCAGUUGAUACAGACCCUCUUCUGCUCUCCCCUCCGGCUGAAACAGAGCCCUGUCUCACAGGAGAGCAGGACGAUGGAGAGUCAGAUUCCCUGCAGGACCCAUCACCGCACAAGCGGCGGCGCCCAGAGCAGGCCUGUGCCAAACCACGGCGCGCCAGAACAGCAUUCACUUACGAGCAACUGGUAGCUCUGGAAAACAAGUUCCGCACAACUCGGUAUCUGUCCGUGUGCGAGAGACUAAACCUGGCCCUGUCCUUGAGUCUGACCGAAACCCAGGUGAAAAUUUGGUUCCAGAACAGGAGGACCAAAUGGAAAAAGCAGAACCCCGGGGCGGACAGCACCUUGCAGCCCGGCUCCAACUCCCUGGUCAAUGUCAGUCCAAACCCACCCACGUGUGGGUCAAGCCCUGCCAGCUUCCACCAAACUUUCCCCAACUUCACCUCUGGGAAUGUGAUCUUUCACACGGCCGGUGCUGUUCCGCUUUCAUCCACUGGAGGGCUCUUGCAUCCCUUCAUGUCCAGUGGUUUCGUCCAGCCGACUUAUUUUAAUCCACAUCUAUAAAAGAACCCAAGACUGAUAUGACAAAUCUUUACGGGAACAAAAAAGCAACUGAACAUUAAGCCUACUGCCCAGAAUCAUUGUAACUGUUGCAUUGAUGCCAUAUCAUGUUCUACAAACUGACGGGAAAAGGAGGCACCUGUCAGGUACCAUUACCAUUUUUCCCUACUGGGGUACCUUUAAAGAAGUUGAAAGCUUCCUUAUAAACCUCCAAAUAAGCUGUUGACUGUCUUUAAUCUUUUGUCAUGGACUUUUUCCAAAACUUGAACAUCAUAACAAAAGGCCAAAUAAGUGAUCUGUGACUGAGCCAAACAUUAGUGCUCCUUUAUAGCUCUGUUAAAAGACUGCACCACUAUGCACUCAUUGUCUGUCCUUUGUCUGUUUGCUGAAACACCUGCUCACACUGUGUAUUUGACAGCUCAUACAGUAUCAUUUUCUGCAUCUCUGCAUUGUCUUUGUCUCAAACUGUGGCAUAUUGCAACCAUCCAAUACCCAGCUGUGUUUCUACCUCUCCCGGGCUUGCACAGCUUACGUCUGCUGCCAUUUAUACAGCAUUAUCAGUGUAACUUAAUUAAAAAAAACAUAAAACA
Molecule: messenger RNA, 1894 nt
Organism: Dicentrarchus labrax (European seabass)
Lineage: Eukaryota; Metazoa; Chordata; Actinopteri; Moronidae
Gene: nkx1-2a
Product: NK1 transcription factor related 2-like,a
Exons: 2
Coding region: 486-1307 (273 amino acids)
Biological process (GO): cell differentiation; regulation of transcription by RNA polymerase II
Cellular component (GO): nucleus
Molecular function (GO): RNA polymerase II cis-regulatory region sequence-specific DNA binding; DNA-binding transcription factor activity, RNA polymerase II-specific
Source: RefSeq, a predicted model, not a curated record